Perognathus longimembris pacificus (Pacific pocket mouse) is the source of this 2281-nucleotide messenger RNA. It is a transcript of the gene Mpo, whose product is annotated as myeloperoxidase. The transcript has 14 exons. Gene Ontology annotation, biological process: response to oxidative stress. Bases 7 to 2169 code for a protein of 720 amino acids. Gene Ontology annotation, molecular function: peroxidase activity; heme binding. Lineage: Eukaryota; Metazoa; Chordata; Mammalia; Rodentia; Heteromyidae. The record is from RefSeq and is a predicted model, not a curated record.
GAGGAGAUGCCACUAUCAGAGAUGAAGCUGUUGCUGACUGUCACAGGGCUCCUGGUCCUUCUGGCCAUGCCCCACAGGGUCACUCCAGCCGUCCCUGGGGAAGUGGAGACCUCAGUGGUGCUGACCUGCAUGGAGGAGGCCAAGCGGCUAGUGGACAAGGCUUACAAGGAGCGGCGGGAAAGCAUCAAGCAGCGGAUGCACAGUGGCCUGGCCAGCCCCAUGGAACUCCUAUCCUACUUCAAGCAGCCGGUGGCAGCCACCAGGACAGCCGUGCGGGCCGCUGACUACCUGCACGUGGCCCUGGAUCUGCUCAAGAGGAAGCUGCAGCCCCUGUGGCACAAGCCUUUCAAUGUCACCGACGUGCUGACACCUGCUCAGCUGAACCUGCUGUCUAAGUCAAGCGGCUGCGCCUACCAGGACUUGGGGGUGACGUGCCCCAAGAAGGACGAGUAUCGCACCAUCACUGGGCAUUGCAACAACAGGCGCAGCCCCACGCUGGGCGCCUCCAACCGCGCCUUCGUGCGCUGGCUGCCCGCCGAGUACGAGGACGGCGUCUCGCUCCCCUUCGGCUGGACGCCGGGUGUCAAGCGCGGCGGCUUUUCCGUUCCCCUGGCCCGGGCCGUCUCCAACGCCAUCGUGCGCUUCCCCACGGAGCAGCUGACCCCGGACCAGGAGCGCGCGCUCAUGUUCAUGCAGUGGGGUCAGUUCAUCGACCACGACCUGGACUUCACCCCCGAACCAGCCGCCCGGGCCUCCUUCCUCACCGGCCUCAACUGCGAGAUCAGCUGCCUGCAGCAGCCGCCCUGCUUCCCGCUCAAGAUCCCUCCGAAUGACCCCCGUAUCAAGAACCAGCAGGACUGCAUCCCCUUCUUCCGCUCCUGUCCAGCUUGCACCAGGAGCAACAUCACCAUCCGAAACCAGAUCAAUGCGCUCACCUCCUUCGUGGACGCCAGUGGGGUGUAUGGCAGUGAGGGGCCAGUGGCCAUGAAACUGCGCAAUCUGACCAACCAGCUGGGGCUGCUGGCCGUCAACACCCGCUUCCAAGACAACGGCAGGGCCCUGUUGCCCUUUGACAGUCUGCACGAUGACCCUUGUCUCCUCACAAAUCGCUCUGCACAAAUCCCUUGUUUUCUGGCAGGGGACACCCGCUCCAGUGAGAUGCCCGAGCUCACCUCCAUGCACACCCUCUUUGUUCGAGAGCAUAACCGGCUGGCCACACAGCUCAAGCGCCUGAACCCCAGGUGGAGUGGGGAGAAGCUCUACCAGGAAGCACGGAAGAUUGUGGGGGCCAUGGUCCAGAUCAUCACUUACCGAGACUACCUACCCCUGGUGCUGGGGCCAGUAGCCAUGAGGAAGUACCUACCCACAUACAGAGGCUACAAUGAGUCCGUGGACCCAAGGAUCUCCAACGUCUUCACCAAUGCCUUCCGCUAUGGCCACACCCUCAUCCAACCCUUCAUGUUCCGCCUGAACCACCAGUACCAGCCCCUGGGACCCAACCCUCGAGUCCCACUCAGCCAGGUCUUUUUCGCCAGCUGGAGGGUGGUGCUGGAAGGCGGCAUUGACCCUAUCCUUCGGGGCCUUAUGGCUACCCCUGCCAAGUUGAAUCGGCAGAACCAAAUUGUGGUGGAUGAGAUCCGGGAGCGAUUGUUUAAGCAGGUCAUGAGGAUUGGGCUGGACCUGCCAGCUCUGAACAUGCAGCGCAGCCGGGACCACGGCCUCCCAGGGUAUAAUGCCUGGAGGCGCUUCUGUGGGCUCCCCCAGCCCGGCAACGUUGGUGAGUUAGCCACGGUGCUCAAGAAUCUGGGUCUGGCACGGAAACUGAUGGAACAGUACGGCACACCCAACAACAUCGACAUCUGGAUGGGUGGCGUGGCUGAGCCCCUAGAACCCAACGGCCGGGUGGGCAAGCUCCUGGCCUGCCUCAUCGGCACCCAGUUCAGGAAUCUUCGUGAUGGAGAUCGGUUCUGGUGGCAGAAUGCAGGUGUAUUCAGCACGCGGCAGCGCCAGGCCCUGGCCAGGAUCUCCUUGCCCCGUAUCAUCUGUGACAACACAGGCAUCACCACCGUGUCCAAGAACAAUAUCUUCAUGUCCAACUCAUACCCCCGGGACUUUGUGGGGUGCAGCUCUCUCCCGACGCUGGACCUGAGUCCCUGGAGGGAGGCCUAGGGGCUGGGUAAGGGCUCACUGCACUGCGGGAACCAGAUGGACAGAAACUGGGGCUCACUGGCCGUUUUGUAUCAUAUGUUUGUACCUGACAUUUAUAGUAAUAAAGCACUGC